CCAAGCCCAACUCGUGAUCCAGUCAUCCAUAGUCGACUCGACUUUGGGUUCGAGCGAUCGAAACUCGGUAACCCAGGCGAGGCGAAUCCAAAUGCGACCACCCGCUGGCCGGCCUCCCCGCUCGCCGCCGCCGCCGCCGCAUGACCACCGCCGUCCUCCGGCCAUCCCCACCGGUCGCCACCCUCCUCGGCCGCUGCCGCACCGCGCGCUGCCUCGCCCAGCUCCACGCCCGCAUCGUCCGCCUCGGCCUCCACAACCACCACGCGCUCCUCGCCCGCUUCGCCGCCGCCUGCGACGCCCUCUCCUGCCCCUCCGUCGCCGCCUCCCUCCUCUCCGUCGCCGUCCCGGUACGCCUGCGGAACGCCGUGCUCGCCUCCCUCGCCCGCCACGCCCCGCUGCGGGACGCGCUCGCGCAGUUCAACCUCCUCCGCGGGGGCGCGUCCCGCCCGGACGCCUUCUCCUUCCCUCCCCUCCUCUGCGCCUGCGCGCGCGCCUCCUCCCUCCCCACCGGCGCUUCCUUGCACGCCGCGGCCAUCCGCCUCGGAGUCGACGCCGACCUCUUCGUCCGCACGGCGCUCAUCCAGUUCUAUGGGAGGUGCGGCGCCGCUGCCGCCGCCCGGGCUCUGUUCGAUUCACUGACAAACCCCAGCGAGGUCUCUUGGACGGCCAUUGUCACUGCCUAUGUCAACUCUGGUGAUAUUUUGACUGCCAGGGAGUUGUUCGACCAAAUUCCACACCGAAAUGUGGUGCAUUGGAAUGCCAUGGUUGAUGGGUAUGUGAAGUGCGGUGACUUGGAGGGUGCAAGGAAGCUGUUUGAUGAAAUGCCUGAGAGAACUCCUGCAGCGUACACAUCAUUGAUUGGCGGGUAUUUAAAUGCAGGGAACAUGGGAGCUGCGAGAACAUUGUUUGAUAAGCUAGAGGACCGUGAUUUGUUCGCAUGGUCAACAAUGAUAUCAGGGUGUGCACAGAACGGUUACCCUGGAGAGGCUUUGAGGAUUUUUAACGAGUUCCAAAAGCAAGAAAUAUGUCCAGAUGAGCUUGUUAUUGUUGGUUUGAUGUCAGCAUGCUCCCAACUUGGUAACAUCACAUUGGCAAGAUGGAUUGAAGGUUACAUCAUGAUUUAUCCAAUAGACAUGAACAAUGUCCAUGUGAUGGCGGGUCUCAUUAACAUGAAUGCAAAGUGUGGCAACAUGGAGAGAGCUACUCUUUUGUUUGAAUCUAUGUCAGUUCGAGAUGUUUUUUCAUAUUGUUCAAUGAUGCAAGGUCAUUGCCUCCAUGGUUCAGCUAGCAAGGCUGUAGAGCUUUUUUCUCAGAUGCUCUUGGAGGGCAUCACCCCAGAUAACGCCGCGUUCACAGUUGUUUUGACAGCUUGCAGUCAUGCUGGCCUAGUUGAAGAAGGGAAAAGGUACUUUGAUAUGAUGAAGAAUGAGUAUAUGAUUGUACCAUCUGGUGACCACUAUGCUUGCCUUGUCAGUCUUCUCGGACGUUUUGGGAUGCUGAGAGAUGCAUAUGAGCUUAUCAAGUCAAUGCCUGGAGAACCUCAUCCAGGAGCAUGGGGUGCAUUGCUGGGGGGAUGCAAGUUUCAUUGUGACAUUGAGCUUGGAAAAAUUGCUGCAAAGAAGCUCUUUGAAAUUGAACCGGAAAAUGCUGGAAAUUAUGUCUCGUUGUCAAACAUUUAUGCUAACAUUGACCGAUGGGGAAAUGUUUCUGAAACUAGAGCUGAGAUGACAGGAAGAGGGAUAACGAAAAUUGCAGGCUGUACCUUGGUUUUGCAGUAGCAUGGUUGAGAUGAGUGAGGGAUUUAUUUUGCCAUAUGUUUACUGGCCCUACUGGAAAGUUCAGUGAACAUCUUUCUGAAUGAGAGGAAAAACCAUGUGUGCUGUAAUGCUGUGCAUGUUGACUCAUGAUGGUUAUGAGAUCAAUAGAAACCAAGAGUUUACACUCAACCUGAGAAUGCCUACAAUAAAUCUGGCUUCAUGACAUAAAUGAUGUGCUUGUUAACAAGCUGUAUGGGAGUUAAUAAGAGGAACGGGACCAUCUUAAGUAGACUGUUCUCUUCGGAGUGCUUUGAAUUCUUUCUGCCGUUGAUACCUUAUGAGAACCAGAGGAUUCCGUGACACUGGUUUGAUACCAUCCACUUCUGUUGCUGAGUCUCAUCCACUUUUUCAAUUGUUGAUGAGACGACUCCCGGAUGGUUACAUGGGGGAAAAGGUUGCUGAUUAUUUGCCUUGGCAGGAUCAGUAUGUGAUGUGGUAUCCUGAUAUUGGUUGUCAUUAAUCAGAAAAAACAAGUAUAUAGCUCUUCAGAUAAUUGUAUCCAGAAGUUUCAUUUUGAAACAAAGGCAGAAGCUCUGCCUUAAUUCAUUGAUAUAGAAGAGGCAAAUAACAACUGUAUAUCCAGAAGUUGUGGAGUGCAAAAUUUUGGAGUUUUGAGCAUCGUGCCUCGGCUAUACUUCCUGAAGGGAUAACAAAGAGGUUAUUUGAGCAAGUACCCGCUGUGCUGCGAGUAAGAUUCGAGUUAUCAGCGGUUGUUUAGGUUGGAUCUCAAAGAAUCAACAUACUGUGGGUGUUACAGGAGGCCGUGUGGCACUUAACCCCCACGGCGCUGUGUGGUUAAAAUAUUGAGGAGAUGUUCCCUUCGUGGGCGGGAUGAUCUAUUGUCUAUUCUCUCGAUGCAAGCAAUGAAGGCAUGGAAAAAUAACUGCCGACGGCCAACUAGGAUUGUGAAGAUUUUUUUUCCUUUUUAUUUAAGAACUGUGAAGAUCUUUCAUUCUGUGUUUUCUAUCGUUCAUAAAACCUGUAGGGUAUGUGUCCGUUGGAAGUUGCGAUCGUCUGUUUCAAAUAUUUGAACUUAGCUUAAAUUUGAGGUGUAAUUAUCAAUGAAACUUGUUCAUGGAUGUCUAGCUGUUGAAGUUUAUUUGUAUGAAUGAAACCGCAGUUGAAAUAAAACUUCCUUUUUUUUUUCAGGAAGUAUCCUAACAUCUCAAAA
Oryza sativa Japonica Group (Japanese rice) is the source of this 2988-nucleotide messenger RNA. NCBI's taxonomy places the organism in Eukaryota, Viridiplantae, Streptophyta, Magnoliopsida, Poales, Poaceae. The record is from RefSeq and is a predicted model, not a curated record.